AUGUAUCACCUAUUCUCUGUACCUCUGGGAGCCGUGCUUGCAUGGGUUACCCUCUGGAUCUCUGCUGCCGACAGUGCCAGCGACCUUACUUACUGCUCCACGGAUAGCACGGGUUCGGGCGCUGCAAACUUUUCCACCUACCAAUCGAACGGUAACUGUCAGGAUCAUUGCAGCGGCAGUGCAUUUGGCAUUUUGCAGGGGAAAAACUGUUGGUGCUCUGACAUCGCCCCCAACGACGCUGAUAAUGUCGAGACCUCAAAAUGUGACGAUGGCUGCCCUGGAUUCCCGGACGAUUCGUGUGGUAAUGGGCAGUCCCUCGGGGACCGCGAGCGCAUCGUCAACAUCAAGUACCGAAUCGGUCAGUACAUUCCGCCUUCAUUAAAUGCACUUAAAUACCCGCCCCCUAUCGAUGCCCCUCCACGUCCUCUGAACUGUCUGGCUUAUUUUACUAACUACGUGAAGUCUUCAACCUCGGACGAGAGCUCCACCAUCGGAGAUUCCGGCUCAACAUCUGCAGCAGAUAACGCCAAUGACUCGAAAAGUGAUGGUGGCGGAUCCGGCGUCAGUGGUGGAGCUAUUGCCGGAAUUGUCAUCGGUGUCGUCGGUGGUAUUGCCCUGAUUGCUGCUGCCAUUAUCCUGUUCCUCGUCAAGCGCCGGCGUGAUAGGGAGGAUGCCGGCUACCAGAACGACUCAAUAGAUGGUAGGCAGAGCAAGGGCUCCUGGAUGAGCUAUGCCGGCGGCAAGGGCGUCUUCGCGGACAAUCACAGUCACACCCUAUCCAAUGGGUCAUCGAGUGCACCCCAGCGUAUGCCAACCUUCACGGAUAACCGUUUGAACACAGGCGCGGUACUAUAUCCGAAUGGUCGUCGCGCCAGCGAUGUCUCCCUUCAGGAUAACGAAGAUUAUUCUCGACCGGUUCUCCGGCUUACCAACCCCGACUAA
Molecule: messenger RNA, 942 nt
Organism: Aspergillus versicolor CBS 583.65
Lineage: Eukaryota; Fungi; Ascomycota; Eurotiomycetes; Eurotiales; Aspergillaceae
Exons: 5
Coding region: 1-942 (313 amino acids)
Source: RefSeq, a predicted model, not a curated record